This is a messenger RNA of Ectocarpus sp. CCAP 1310/34, 256 nucleotides long. NCBI's taxonomy places the organism in Eukaryota, Phaeophyceae, Ectocarpales, Ectocarpaceae. The record is from the annotation of a GenBank genome assembly.
GUAAACCAGUAUCUAGCGUGUCGGUUGAACAGAAGGGGUACACAGGACCAGGUGUAUCAAAGCCGAUUGAAGACUCACGCCCAGGGGCAAAACAGCACAGUAUCCAGCGUGUCGGCCAAAACAGGGGGGUACACAGGACCCGGUGUAUCGAAGUUGCAGAUACCAGCGCAGUUAAAAUUGUGCAGGUGUCAGCAUGAGAUGGAAAUGGGGAGGGGAGGAAACUGUUGGUGACAUUUCCGUUUGUUGCUACAGGUAG